CGAACCGAGCCGAACCGAGCCGUGCAGGGAGAGGCCGGGAUGGGGCAGGCAGAGCCGGGAGGGAUCGGGUUGAACAACCGGAUCUGAUCCGGUCCAAACCGGGGCAGGAUCCAAGCCGACAGUGUCACACUGAAUCGGGUAGGAUGGGGCUGAACGGGACGGGAUGGGAUCGGGGAGCGGAUCGAGCCACCAGAGCUUGAGCUGGGCUGUGGGGUAACACCGAGCACGCACCCAGCCCCAUUGGGGCCGUGCCCAGGGUGGGCUGGAGUCCUGGGCGCCCCAAGUGGGCACAGGGCUCCUCAGGGGACCUGGCGGGGGUCCCACGCCCAUGGGAUGGCACAGCCCCGAGCUGCCCAUCAGAACGUGCCACCUACAGGGGGCUGGUUGAGGCCCCCCAGCUGUGCCCUACACCCUAAGCUGGUGGUUUCCUAAUGGGAUCCGGCUGAGCAGGGACCUGCCUGCCUCUCCUCUGGCUGCCAAGUGUCGGUGUCAGUGAGGGGUGGUUGGGCAGCCCUAAGUGCAGAGGGGGGCUUGGAAAUGCCACCACCCCAAUGGCGGGGGGGCGGGGGGACGUGUCCACCCCAAUAAGGUCGGGAUGGGCAAACCUCUGCUGGCUUCUCCUGCAGUGCCCCGGGGAUCACACCCCACAUUGCACGUGGUGAGCCCUAAAACGGUUCCAUGAAGGUCUGCUCAAGGGACCCGGUGUCCCCCAGCAUGUAUACAUGCAUAUAGAGUUACAGAUACGCAGGGAUGCAGGUACGGGCGCACAGAGAGGUGUGUGCUCACAGGUUGUGUGUCCAGAAGCUUAAAGCUUUGGGUAUCUAUGGACAGAAGUGUGCAUAGGUGUGGGCCCGUAUCUGCACGGAGGUAUAUUCCUGUGUAUAGGCACAGAGAUGUGCACGGGGAUGUAUUUGUAGACACAGGCACAGAGCUUUGAGUGUGCACGUGUGUUUGGAGAUUUAUUUUCACAUAUAUAUGUAGAGAAUAAUGUAUAUACAUUGGAUGCGUGUGGGUCUGUGUGUUUAUAGACCAUAUUUAAGAUUGUUUAGGUUUGUACAGAGGUAGAUAUCUAUGCAUAGAGGCAUACAGAUGCGUGGAGGUAUAGAUGUGCCUGUAUAUAUAUGCUUGUCUGUGAAUAUUUAUGCACAUGGGUGAACAUGUGGGUGCACAUGUGGGUUUGUGGGUGUAUGGUGCAUACAUGAGUGUGUGGGUACGUACCUCGGAGUUCACCCAAACCCGUCCCAUGGCUGGAGGCUGCCAGCUGAGCCCGGGCAGCUCAGUGCAGGAGCUCUGCACUGAGUUCUCCAUCCCUGUCCCCUUUCGCCACCAUCCCACUCCAUGGAGGAAAACAGCCCCGUGGCGUCCCAAAACGUGACAUGGGGCCAGGUUGUUUUCCAGAGCAGGAAGGCAGCCCCGAGCUAUGUGUUUUCCCCUUCUCACAUCUCCUCUCCGACCUGCUUUGCCUAAUCCCUGCCCCCGCAGUGCAGGUUUGCUGGGUUUCAUGCAAGCGCAUUUGCAGACGCGUUGUGUGCAUGGGAUGAGCUUCGUGUCCGUGAGUCCACAGACCGACACUGGGUUUAUUUUAUUGCUGGGGCAAAAAACCAUGGGAGAUGCCUGGAGAGCAACAGAGCGGGGUGCAUGUGGGGCCAGCACCCCACUACACUGCACGUCCCAGAUCACUCACCUCGAAGCCCUUCAUCUCUAGGCUUUGAUAAAGGGAGAGUUCCCCUAUAUUACCCAUGGAGGGCUGCAAAUCCGCUGAGCUGCAGCUUUCACUUCCACCGUGGUGCAGAACCAGAAACCAUCCCAACAGCCUCCGACAGCUCCCACUUCUCCUUCCUACCUUUCCCUCAUUCCCUCUCACGCAGUGAUAAAUCCCACUGCACCCUGCACAGCCCCCACCCAGCACAGGGCAGCCCCUUCCCUGCUUGGAGCCCUCCUUUCCCCAUGGGUUUUGCUCUGUGCACAUCACUAUGGCAUUAGGGCAGCCCAUUUUUUUUUUGGCUGCUUUUCUUUAGGUCAGGAGUGUUUCACCACCAACCAUGCACAUAACCUUGAGCAUGUCCUUCUUGUCCCCUACAAGUAGUGUUUUGGGGGUAAAAUCUGCUCAAGAGACCAUAAUGCAUUGCAAAGCUCAGCUCUUGGAGCUGGAGCUCCUUUGGGUGGCUUUGAGGGCAGAAGGGACUUUUUGAAGGAUGGUGCCACUCAUCUCAUGAUUGCAAAGUUCGUGUCUCGCUUUCUUUUUCUCUUGGGAAUCCUUCCUGGAGAUGUAAUAGCCAUGUCUAUGGCUCAACGCAGGAAGGACAAACCUCAACCCAAUGUUCCGUUGUCCCACUGACCCAUUGUCCCAUUGUCCCAUUCUCCCAUUGACCCAUUGAUCCAUUGUCCCAUUGGCCCUUUGGCCAGUUGGCCCAUUGGACCGUGCCAUCAGCCUGGAGCACAGACCAGCACUGUGCCAAUGGGUUUCACUUGAAUUUGUGGCCUAUUUUUGCAAAAGCAGCAAGUUGCUUGAAAGGACCAAGGGGGAACAUCUGAUUCCUCUGCACGAGGCAAAUUUAGAACACAGAACACACUCUGCUGCAGCUGUGCGCUCGUGCCAGACUUGGCCACAGCUCCCUGGUCUGGAAGGGAGCAGAACCAAAGCAGUAAUUGCGUUAGGAUGGAGGAGAAUGCACAUAUUCAGUCCUAUAAAUAUUAUUUAUUUUAGCAGCCUUGCAGGUGGCCUGGGGCACCCGUGGGUGCUUGUGGUGUGGUGUCACUGCUGUCACGUCCCCAGGUCCCUCUCUGGGCUGAGCCUGGUGGCACAUCCUCAGGUAUCACUUCGUGCCCCCAUUCUGCUCUUCUGGGGUACGGGGAACACUGUGCCCCCCCACAUGGCCGCAUGCUGCACAGUGCCACGCAGUGCUGUGCCCACGCUGUCACUUGGUUUCUGUUCCCCAUUUGGUGCUCGGCUGCCACAUCAGAGUGGGAAGGGGAAGUGAUGCUGCAGAUGCAACCAGGACCUGGAAAGAGUCCAGGGCCCAGCACCCCUGAGCACCUCAGCAGGUGCUUUCCCCAGUGAAGAGGGGACUGUGAGCAUGGCCAACUUCACAGCUGGGAGGAACUCGUGCACCUUCCACGAGGAGUUCAAGCAGGUCCUGCUGCCCCUGGUCUACUCAGUGGUGUUUCUGCUGGGGCUCCCGCUCAACGCUGUCGUCAUCGGGCAGAUCUGGCUGGCCCGCAAGGCGCUGACCCGCACCACCAUCUACAUGCUGAACCUGGCCAUGGCCGACCUGCUCUACGUCUGCUCCCUCCCUCUCCUCAUCUACAACUACACCCAGAAGGAUUACUGGCCCUUCGGAGACUUCACCUGCAAAUUCGUCCGCUUCCAGUUCUACACCAACCUGCACGGCAGCAUCCUCUUCCUCACCUGCAUCAGCGUCCAGCGCUACAUGGGGAUCUGCCACCCCUUGGCCUCGUGGCACAAGAAGAAGGGGAAGAAGCUGACGUGGCUGGUGUGUGCCGCGGUGUGGUUCAUUGUCAUCGCCCAGUGCCUGCCCACCUUCGUCUUCGCCUCCACCGGCACGCAGAGGAAUCGCACUGUCUGCUAUGACCUGAGCCCACCGGACCGCUCUGCAUCCUACUUCCCCUAUGGCAUCACGUUGACCAUCACCGGCUUCCUGAUGCCCUUUGUGGCCAUCCUGGCCUGCUACUGCAGCAUGGCCCGCAUCCUGUGCCAGAAGGACGAGCUGAUCGGCUUGGCGGUGCACAAGAAGAAGGACAAGGCCGUGCGCAUGAUCAUCAUCGUCGUCAUCGUCUUCUCCAUCAGCUUCUUCCCCUUCCACCUCACCAAGACCAUCUACCUGAUCGUCCGCUCCUCGCCCAGCUUGCCCUGCCCGACCCUGCAGGCCUUCGCCAUCGCCUACAAGUGCACACGGCCCUUUGCCAGCAUGAAUAGCGUCCUCGACCCCAUCCUCUUCUACUUCACCCAACGCAAGUUUCGCGAGAGCACCCGCUACCUCCUCGACAAGAUGAGCUCCAAGUGGCGGCACGACCACUGCAUCACCUACGGCUCCUAGGUGGACGAGGCCACCUCAGUGUCACCGGGGCUGGGCAUGGAGAAAUUUGGGUAGAAGCUGCAUGGUGUGGAGAUGGGGAUGUGCCUGGGCAUGUUGCCCAAAGAGCUGUAGGUGCCCCAUCCCUGGAGGUGUUCAAGACCAGAUUGGAUGGGGCUCUGGGACCUCCUGGGUUGGAACUAGAUGAUGUUUGAGGUCUCUUCCAACCCAAGCCAUUCUAUCAUCUCCCAAGCUUCCAGCACUCAUUUCCAUACCAACUCCAGCCCGCAGCAGUGCAGAGAGUGUCCCAGCACGGGGCCCACGUGGUGUCCAUUGGCUCUCACCAAUUGCUCAAUGCCAUCCUGGUUUUAGCUCCUUUGUGCCAAGUUUUGGUAGAGGCUGAAGCACUAACGCAGUAAAUGCCACCAGUGGGACCGUGGAGGAGACUGUGGGGGCAUGGGGAGGAGGGAUGGGACAGCCAGGGUGUUAUUUCUGCCCCUGAAAUGUUCAAAGCUUCCACUCAUCUUAUGGGGAUUUACGAUCUCUGGGGAGGAUUUUUUUUUUUUUUUUGCCUGGGAAAUGUGGCUCUGUGUUUCCCCAGUAAAACUGUGGGGCAGUUCUGGGGUCCCGAAUAUCAGUAGCCUCCAGAACCUCCAUGGCCCCAGGAGGGGAAAAGUUCAGUGUCACAGACAUUUCAGGGGCAACUCUGGGUUAUCCCAGAAUGGGGCUGGACCAACAAGAGACAUGGACUCAGUGGUGCAAGAGAGCACCCCCAGCCACGCUGGGAGCUGGGAAGGAGGAAUGAAGAGAACCAGGACACCAAUGCCACAUUUCCACCCAGGCAAUGACCAUGGGCUGAGAUAGGCACAUGCCAGCAUUGCUGUCACCUGUCCCUGGACUCUCAGCAUCCUCUGCCACCUCUGUCUCCCAGAACCCUGUAUCUGAUGUGCACCCCAUGGGGCAUCAGCAAAGAGCCAAUGAAUCAAAGCAUCGUGGUUUGCAUGGGACAUUGUCCAGAUGAGGUUGAGCCAUUGCCACCAAGAUGCUGGGCGCCGUGGAUGUACCUCUAACUGCUUUGCCCGUCUCUAACACAUAGGAUGUAUAGAAUAAACCUACCCUCCUUGUUCCUAUAUGUACCCAACAACACACACAUGCCAUAUGUACCCAUGUGUAUACAUGUAUACACCCAUCUAUACAAUCUACAGAUACGGUGGUUCUCA
Molecule: messenger RNA, 5254 nt
Organism: Numida meleagris (helmeted guineafowl)
Lineage: Eukaryota; Metazoa; Chordata; Aves; Galliformes; Numididae
Gene: P2RY6
Product: pyrimidinergic receptor P2Y6
Exons: 2
Coding region: 3078-4058 (326 amino acids)
Biological process (GO): phospholipase C-activating G protein-coupled receptor signaling pathway; cellular response to pyrimidine ribonucleotide
Cellular component (GO): plasma membrane
Molecular function (GO): G protein-coupled UDP receptor activity; G protein-coupled UTP receptor activity; G protein-coupled ADP receptor activity
Source: RefSeq, a predicted model, not a curated record